AGGGCGAAGGACUUUGAUACACGGAAAUACAGGAAAGUGGCUCGCGAUUCGAACGAUAGGGAUAUAUGAGCAGGAGAUCAGGAGAAUUCCCUCUUCGCAUUCAUCACGAUCGGCCAUCCGGGACCCGGCGGCAGCGGCGGAGACUUUCAGUCGGGGAUUGCGUACGCAUCCAUGGUCUCCCAGCUCCAUCCCUUUUUCCUGGCUUUGCACUCUACUCUGCGUACUCUGCAAGCUGCAAGGCCGAUGAGACCCUUGGCUUUUGCCAGUUGGUUUGAUACCAAGGGAGUGGAAACAAAUGCCGUAUACGGUGAAUGCGUCUGUUUCGUGCCCUCUCUAUUCCCUCGCUCCAGCUCGCGGCGCACGUCGUCAUCGGUUCUCGGUGAACGGAAGGAGAACCACGCUCGCCCAGGUCUUCUCACAGCGUCGUCGACCUUGCUCAGUAUGGACCUGGCAGAGUGAAACGUCCUUGGGCCCAGGCCCGUAUCAUCAACUACGUCAUUGAUCUACCCGGAGCCGCCUUGGCUCGAUCUCUGGCUCGGCUUGCGAUGUUGAUGUCGAGGUUCGGGCUACGUCCAGCCAGAUUCGGAAGCAUUUGAUGGAAUGGAUAUCGCAGAUCGCAUAUUCCAAUUAUCAUAUUAUGCGUUUUAUCGUUGACACCGAUGCUCAAAGCGUUAG
Filobasidium floriforme is the source of this 675-nucleotide messenger RNA. RefSeq lists its product as uncharacterized. The coding region runs from base 172 to 459 and encodes 95 amino acids. The transcript has a single exon. NCBI's taxonomy places the organism in Eukaryota, Fungi, Basidiomycota, Tremellomycetes, Filobasidiales, Filobasidiaceae. The record is from RefSeq and is a predicted model, not a curated record.